CAGUCCAUUGCCUGCCAGGGGCCAAGAGCUGCUCUGAUCACCCAAGGAUUCUCCCUCCCAACCCAGGUGCCUCCAACUGACCUCUGACUCCUGACCUCUGGCCCUGCCCUGCCCUACCUACGGGCCUGGGAAACCCCUAAAAGUUCUGCUGUAGACGUGAGUGUUGACGCCUGGCUCCCCUAGAGCGCAGAGGCUGUGCCGGGGCUCAGCUCUCAGCCCCCCGUCUGGCCCACCAUGGCCCGGAGGCUCCAGGAUGAGCUGGCUGCCUUCUUCUUUGAGUAUGACACUCCCCGAAUGGUUCUCGUGCGCAACAAAAAGGUGGGUCUUUGUCUAUGAGAAGGGCUACCAGUCCUCGAGUGGCCUCAUCAGCAGUGUGUCUGUAAAACUCAAGGGUCUGGCUGUGACGCAGAUCCCAGGCCUGGGCCCCCAGGUCUGGGAUGUGGCUGACUACGUCUUCCCAGCCCAGGGGGACAGCUCCUUCGUGGUCAUGACUAAUUUCAUCGCAACCCCCAAGCAGGCUCAAGGCUACUGUGCAGAGCAUCCGGAAGGGGGCACGUGCAAGGAUAACAGCAGCUGCACUCCAGGGAAGGCAGAAAGGAAGGCCCAAGGCAUCCGCACUGGCAAGUGUGUGGCCUUCAACAACACUGUGCACACGUGUGAGAUCUUCGGCUGGUGCCCCGUGGAGGUGGAUGACGACAUCCCACGCCCUGCUCUUCUCCGAGAGGCUGAGAACUUCACUCUCUUCAUCAAGAACAGCAUCAGCUUUCCACGCUUCAAGGUCAACAGGCGCAACCUGGUGGAGGAGGUGAAUGCCAGCUACAUGAAGACCUGCCUCUACCACAAGGUCUCACACCCUCUGUGCCCUGUCUUCAAUCUCGGCUAUAUGGCACAAGAGUCAGGACAGAAGUUUAGCACCCUGGCCGAGAAGGGCGGGGUGGUGGGCAUCACCAUCGACUGGAAUUGUGACUUGGAUUGGCAAGUACGACACUGCAAACCCAUCUACGCGUUCCACGGGCUGUAUGAGGAGAAAAAACUGUCUCAAGGAUUCAACUUCAGGUUUGCCAGGCACUUCGUGGAGAACGGGACCAACCACCGGCACCUCUUCAAGGUGUUUGGGAUUCGCUUUGACAUCCUCGUGGAUGGCAAGGCUGGCAAAUUUGACAUCAUCCCCACCAUGACUACCAUCGGCUCUGGGAUUGGCAUCUUUGGGGUGGCCACGGUUCUCUGCGACCUCUUGCUUCUCCACAUCCUGCCCAAGAGACAUUACUAUAAGCAGAAGAAAUUCAAGUACGCGGAGGACAUGGGGCCAGAGGGCGAGCGGGACCCUGCGGCCACCAGCUCCACCCUGGGCCUGCAGGAGAACAUGAAGACGUCCUGACUCUCAGCCCUGACUCCUGACUGGACGCAGCGUGAGGCUAUUACAGGCAGCGGCCGUUAACGGGGUCCCAGCCGGGCAGAGAGGUCUCCUCCAGAACUUUCCCUCCCUCUCAGCCAGGCAGAUACCAGGUUGUCAGCAGCUCAGGGUAGAUACUGGGGAGACCUGUGCAAUUCUGAGCUCUGGAUCCUACCCUGUACCCUGCCAAGAAGACCUCACCCAGCCUCAGCCUCUCCUGCUGCGGAGGCGCUGGGGCUGGGCCGGGCUCCUCUCACACUCCUGUCCUGGAGCUUGUGCUUCUCUCUGGGCCCUCAUCCAUCCCACUGCCUCACGUCUCUAGACCUGUGCUCUCCCAUAUGGCAGCCACUAGCCACAGGCGAUUAUUUAAAUUUAAAUUAAUUAAAAUGGAAUAAAGUAAAAACUUCAGUUCCUCAAAUUAACCACAUUGCAAGUGCUAAGUAGCCACCAGUGGCUGGGUGGCUGCCAUAAUAGACAGCACAGAAUGUUUUCAGCACCACAGAAAGUUCUAUUGGAUAGCUCUGCUUGUGCCCUGUUUUUCAGUGGCCUCAGAUUUUCUUGAGGAGCUUGUUAAUUAUGCAGGCCCAACCCAGACCUCCUGAACCAGAAUCUCCAGGGCUGGCCACGUGAUCUGCAAGGACAGCAGACUCCCCAGGCCAUUUUAAGGACCUGUGUUUAAAAUGGUCUGGAUCAGGUUUCAGACUUAGCCUGGGCUUGUAUCACCUGGAAGGUGCUGGUAGUGAGGAGGUGUGUGGUGUGCUCACAAGCCACUGGGUGUCUCAUGUACACGCCCCCAUGUGCACACUCACCAGAAUGCACAUUCCCCCUUCUAUCCACACUGUGUGUUUGAACAGCUUGGGCCCUGCAAACAACCAUCUGAACACACCUACACCCCCAAGCAUAGACAUCUGGUCCGUGCCACAUCACCUCCAUGGGAAAUGCUUCUCCCCAAGGGCGUCAGGCCAGGACAGCCCCUUCAGCCAUGAAUGCUUACUCAGCUACCUCUGGCCUGGUGGGAGCCUGGGCCAAAUCCUGGGCUCCCUGCCUGUGGCCUAGCCCCAGCUCCCAAGGCCUGCCUGGCUCAGUCUGAACACAAGGUCUGGGGAAAGCAAGGGGUGGAGUACAAUAAAGGCAAU
Molecule: messenger RNA, 2529 nt
Organism: Rhinolophus ferrumequinum (greater horseshoe bat)
Lineage: Eukaryota; Metazoa; Chordata; Mammalia; Chiroptera; Rhinolophidae
Gene: P2RX1
Product: purinergic receptor P2X 1
Exons: 12
Coding region: 254-1378 (374 amino acids)
Biological process (GO): monoatomic cation transmembrane transport; response to ATP
Cellular component (GO): nuclear inner membrane; plasma membrane
Molecular function (GO): purinergic nucleotide receptor activity; extracellularly ATP-gated monoatomic cation channel activity; ATP binding
Source: RefSeq, a predicted model, not a curated record